Messenger RNA from Drosophila yakuba, 5182 nucleotides. RefSeq names its product sodium bicarbonate cotransporter 3 (gene Ndae1). The record is from RefSeq and is a predicted model, not a curated record. Gene Ontology annotation, biological process: monoatomic anion transport; regulation of intracellular pH; transmembrane transport. Gene Ontology annotation, molecular function: sodium:bicarbonate symporter activity; solute:inorganic anion antiporter activity; monoatomic anion transmembrane transporter activity. Gene Ontology annotation, cellular component: plasma membrane. The transcript has 13 exons. The coding region runs from base 662 to 4435 and encodes 1257 amino acids. Lineage: Eukaryota; Metazoa; Arthropoda; Insecta; Diptera; Drosophilidae.
GGUUCUCCUGGCCAUUCGCCCAGUGCGGACGUGUUUUGCUCGCUUUCCUUCGCUUUUCACGCGCCUUCUGCGGCCGAAAACUGCAGAACGGAAAAAUCCAACAAAAUAGAAAAUAGAAAUUAACAGAAGAAAACCUGAAGCCAAUGCAUAACCAAGCCAAUUAAUCCAAAAAUAUGGAAAUCAAUUGUUAAACCACCUUAAACGAAAAUAAAAAUAGUGAAAUUAGUUAAACACUCUAAAAGUGCAUUUAAGUCAUAAAUAAGCAUGCAAAACAUAUAUACUUCGCUCUACAAAUAAAUCCAACUUGAAAAGAAAAGCUUGUUUUAAGCUUACGCUAAUGAGCAAUGCGCCAGGAUUAAAUCGAUACAAAAUUUAAAAAUAAAUCAAUCAAUCUCCGCAAGUUUCCACAACCAAACACUGCCAAUGUGAACCCAUCUAUUUCCAAAAAGAGAGAGUAACCCGCCUGAAGAUAACGGUACCCGAAACCCACGGUUAACGAGCAUUUAAGAGGUCACAACAGUAUUUUCAACUUUAACUGUAACAGUUACUAGCGGUAACUGGGUCAGUAGGCAGAGCCCAAGUAACGCCCCCCAUCGAGGGCUACCUCAUCCACCUUCUGCAUCCUUCUGGGCCCCCCAUCCAUCCAGUGUGACCUUGGACCAUGAACUCCUCCAGCGGCGAUGACGAGGCGCCAAAGGAUCCGCGCACUGGCGGCGAGGAUUUUACGCAACAAUUUACAGAAAAUGAUUUCGAGGGACAUCGGGCCCACACCGUUUAUGUGGGCGUCCAUGUGCCAGGAGGACGACGCCACUCGCAGCGCCGGCGCAAGCACCACCACAGUGGCCCCGGAGGGGGUGGCGGUGGUGCAGGUGGAGGUGGAGGUGGAGGUGGAUCCAUCGGCGGAUCCGGAAGUGUGGGCGGUGGUGCGGGCAAGGACAACGUCAGCGAGAAGCAACAGGAAGUGGAGCGACCAGUGACUCCGCCGGCCCAGCGAGUGCAAUUCAUACUCGGCGAGGAUGUGGACGAUGGCACACACGUAUCGCAUCCCCUGUUCUCGGAAAUGGGGAUGCUGGUGAAGGAGGGCGACGAGAUCGAGUGGAAGGAGACGGCGCGCUGGAUCAAAUUCGAGGAGGAUGUGGAGGAGGGUGGCAAUCGAUGGUCAAAGCCCCACGUGGCCACCCUCUCCCUGCACUCGCUGUUCGAGCUGCGUCGCCUGCUGGUCAAUGGCAGCGUGAUGCUGGACAUGGAGGCCCAGAAUCUGGAGGUGAUGGCCGAUCUGGUCUGCGAUCACAUGGUCAGUGCGGGCACCUUGCCGUCCGGUGUCAAGGAUAAGGUCAAGGAUGCUCUCCUGCGACGUCAUCGGCAUCAGCAUGAGUAUGCCAAAAAGACGCGACUGCCAAUUAUACGAUCCCUGGCCGAUAUGCGAAAUCAUUCGUCAUCGAAAACUGACACUUCGACGCAUCUGGGUGCCAUCGGGGUCACCACCUGGUUCCAUGCAGGGGCGUCACCCCAACAUCUGGCCCAGAAUCAGGCCCAGAAUCAAGGACGACCGCAGUCACAGACAAUGCCAAUUGAAGAGCACUCGGGCAGCAUUUUGGGCGCCACAACGCCAAUUUCCCUAACGGCCAGCGAACCGGGACCGCCCGGAUCAAAUGGAAAUUCAAACCUGAGCACCGCUGCCGGCGCCAUGGGGCGUUUUCUAACGGUGCCCGGUGGAAAACCCAGCAACAGAACGCUCGAGGACAUGGUCAAGAGUCCCAGCAACCAGUCGAUGGCCAGGCCAGGAAGCGGCACGGAGCUCAGCGAGCAGCAGCACAAGGGCAACACCCACUUCAUGAGGAAGAUACCGCCGGGCGCGGAGGCCAGCAACAUCCUCGUGGGCGAGGUGGACUUCCUGGAGCGCACCCUCUCCUGCUUCAUCCGCCUCAGCCAGGCGGUGGUCCUGGGCGAUCUCACUGAGGUGCCAGUGCCCACAAGAUUCGUAUUCAUACUGCUUGGCCCGCCUGGCAGUCAGAGCAACUUCCACGAGAUUGGCCGGGCCAUGGCCACCCUGAUGUCCGACGAGAUCUUCCACGAGGUGGCCUACCGAGCCCGCAAGCGGGAUCAUCUGCUGUCCGGCGUGGAUGAGUUCCUCGAUGCGGUCACCGUACUGCCGCCAGGAGAGUGGGAUCCCACCAUACGAAUUGAGCCACCAGCGGCGAUUCCCUCGCAGGAAGUGAGAAAGCGACCGCCAGAGUUGCCCAAGGAGGAGGUGGACGAGGAGGAGGAGGAGGCGCGUCUGCGCGAGGAGAACGGACUCUCCAGGACGGGUAGGCUCUUCGGUGGAUUGAUCAACGACAUCAAGAGGAAGGCGCCGUGGUACAUAAGCGACUAUAAGGAUGCCCUAUCCAUGCAGUGCGUGGCAUCGUGGAUCUUCCUGUACUUCGCCUGCCUGUCGCCGAUCAUCACAUUUGGUGGACUGCUGGCGGAGGCCACUGGCAAGCACAUGGCUGCGAUGGAGUCCCUGGUCUCUGGGUUCGUUUGUGGCAUGGGCUAUGGCUUCUUUUCGGGUCAGCCGCUGACAAUUCUCGGGUCCACCGGUCCAGUACUGGUCUUUGAGUCAAUUAUCUACGAGUUCUGUCAGCGAAUGGGCUGGGAAUAUAUGACUUUCCGGUUCUGGAUCGGCAUGUGGGUCGCCGGCAUUUGCAUCGUCCUGACCGCGAUUGAUGCCAGUGCCCUCGUCUGCUACAUCACCCGCUUCACCGAGGAGAAUUUCGCCACCCUGAUCGCGUUCAUCUUCAUCUACAAGGCCAUCGAGAACGUGGUUGUCAUCGGCAAGAACUUCCCGGUCAAUCAGGGUGUUUACAACUGCGUCUGUACACCGCCAAUUGGUAGCAAUGCCAGUGUGAUCGAUUAUGCCAUGUACAAUUGGGAUUCCUGUGAGUCGCACAAUGGCAUCCUGGUUGGUGGAGGCUGCGGAACCCCGCCCACCGAAAACGUUUUCCUCAUGUCGGUGGUCCUUUGCGCCGGCACCUUCCUCAUCUCCACCGUGCUGAAGGAGUUCAAGAACGCCCUAUUCUUCCCAUCGAUCGUUCGCCAGUACAUCAGUGAUUUCUCCGUGCUCAUCGCGAUUUUCGCCAUGAGUUUCUUUGACUAUUCGAUGGGUGUGCCCACCCAGAAACUGGAGGUGCCCAACGAGCUGAAGCCCACGCUGAGCACCAGGGGCUGGCUUAUUCCGCCGUUUGCCGAGAAGAACCCCUGGUGGUCGCCAAUCAUCGCCGUAUUCCCUGCCCUGCUCGGCACCAUACUGAUCUUCAUGGAUCAACAGAUCACGGCCGUCAUCGUGAACCGCAAGGAGAACAAACUGAAGAAGGGCUGUGGCUACCAUCUGGAUCUGUUCAUCCUCUCCAUUCUGAUUGCCAUUUGCAGCAUGAUGGGUCUGCCCUGGUUCGUGGCCGCCACCGUGUUGAGCAUCAACCACGUGAACUCGCUGAAACUGGAGUCGGAGUGCUCGGCCCCUGGUGAGAAGCCACAGUUCCUGGGAGUGCGCGAGCAGCGGGUGACCCACAUCCUGAUCUUCCUGACCAUCGGUGUCUCCGUGCUGCUGACCCCGCUGCUCGGUAACAUUCCCAUGCCGGUCCUGUUCGGCGUCUUUCUGUACAUGGGCGUGGCCUCACUCAAGGGCUUACAGUUCUUCGAUCGCAUCCUGAUCAUGUUCAUGCCGGCGAAGUACCAGCCAGACUACAUGUUCCUGCGCCAGGUGCCCAUUAAACGCGUCCACCUGUUCACCAUGAUUCAGCUGGCCUGCCUCAUAAUUCUCUGGCUGAUCAAGUCCUUCUCGCAGACCUCCAUUCUCUUCCCCCUGAUGCUGGUGGUGAUGAUAGGCAUACGCAAGGCACUGGAUCUGGUGUUCACCAGGAGAGAGCUGAAGAUCCUGGACGACAUAAUGCCGGAGAUGACGAAGCGGGCGGCGGCAGAUGAUCUGCAUAAACUGGACGCUGAGGACAACCAUCAUCAGCAUCCCCCAGGAUCUGGUGCGGGGGCCAACUACAAUGCCGAUAAGUCGGGUCCCACCACCAUACACAUUCCGCUUUCCGGAAACAAGCCACCACAGGGCACCAAUGGACCCACAGUGAGCAUUCCCCAGGAGGCUGUCAAUCGCACCGCAGUCUGGCAGCAGAUCAACAAGGAUGGCAACGGGAUCUCGGAGCAACUGAUCAUACCCGUCACCCUUAAAGUCCGCCAGAUCAAUGGCAACCACGCCCCCUCGAGCGCCACCCUCUCGCCACGCCUUUCGCCCAUGCACGAGGCGGAUGAGUACAGUGAAGCUCCGACCAACAGUCCCGGCCAUCAGCAGCAGCAACCGCAGAUCAACAAUUGCAAGGAGGCUGCCAAACUGGAAGGAUCCUGCGCAAACAACAGCCAGAUCAGUCCGGCCAACAUAACACCCGUCUAGACUCUAGAGAUCCCGAGAUAAUAUGGAUUUUAGAGCGAACAAAGCACAAAGAACCCACAAAACCAAACACACAUCUAUGUAUUUCUAGUUGGUCAUCCACAGACGUAUCAUAAUCUCUAUUUGCUAUACAUUUAUCGCCGUAGUUAUCCCAGGGGUCGAUUUUUGGUAAAGAUUUUUAGCUGUGCCAGUAGUAGAGGGGUUUAUUUUUUCAUUUGGGGCUCAAGUACAAGAUAUACAAGUAUUAACUAUAUGGUAACAAUUACGAUAUUCCGUAGACAAGAAAAGCAUUACAAAUAUACACUUUUGAAACGAGUUUUAUAGAGUCAAUUCCAAAGAUCAGGAUGCGGAUGCGAAGAAGCCAAAGCCACAGAACAAACACCAAAUAGUAAGCCAUCGGUGGUCCGAUGUUUGUCCAAUUUUCCCAAUUUUUCCAACGUUUUCUUGGUAUUCUUUGACUUGGUUAGCUAGAGCGAAUUGCGUUUAUUUAUCGAACUGUGAUCUGAUGGGUAUAUCUUGGGGUUGGGUUAUGUAAGGUGUGUAUCAUUUAGUCUAGCCAAGACAAAGCUGUAAACAAUUGUACUAUAUUUUAUGGCUCACACUAAGUUAAACACAAAGACACUCGCAUCCUAUCUGAAACACCAAAAAGAAAAAAAAAUAUAUAUAUAUAUAAUACAUAAAGACAGCUAUAAAUAUUGAAUAAAAGUGGCGAACCAUUAACUAGCCACAAGCAAACUGCUUAAACAAAAA